CAGAUUCUUCAGCUUCAAAUGCGCCCUAGUUUUAAUGCUCAGUCUCGCCGCUUUCUUUUCUGCCCUUUUCGGGGUUCUUCCUUUUCGAUACAAGCAUCCAGGGUUUGAUGCUAAGACCUCAAUCAAGCUCAGUGGCUGUGGAAUAAUGACAAUAAAAUCUAUUGCUGAAAUCUUUGAAUAUGACCAGGGAGUACCUAACUUGAUGAUUUUAAUGCCCUGAUUGGCACACUGUUGCCAGUACUGCAGCCUUCUUAAGAAUUUUAUUUAUUCUAAUGAUUGAAGUCUACUCUCUUGUAUAUACUCUCUCCGACCCUUAAAAAUAGAUCACAUUUGCCAUCUUGGGAUGUCCCUUAAAAAUAGACUAAUUCUAUUUAAGGAAACUUUUUUCUCUCUAAUGAGGAGGAUCCCAUUCUCCAUUUACAAUACUCCAAUCACUUUUCUUUCUAUCUCUCUUUGACUUUACCAAUUGUUCGUUAAAACCCGUGCCAUUUCAAAGGUUGUCUAUUUUUAAGGGACGGAGACGGAGGGAGUAUAAUUUAUUCAAAUGUCCAUGCACUUUGUGAAUUAAGCUAACAAUACUUUAUUUGAGUUGGAAAUGUAGAAUUGGACCAUUUAGGUUUUCUAUUAGUUGUUAUAUUUGUGUAGCCUAGGCUCUAGACCAGGUUAGUAAUAAUGUGAUUGCAGCAUCAUCUUUUACACCAUCUAUUAAGCUGUGAAGACUGCAAUAACUUUUAGAAAAGGUAGUUACUAUAAAAGUUAGUUGGAUUAGUUAGUUUUGACUGUUAUUAUAAUGUUGUGUCACAUUAUUUGUGUUUUUCUUUCCUUGAAUCUUACAUGAAUUUAUUAUCAUAUUUCUAGAGGGCAAGAGUUUACAUGGAAGAAAAUGGUUGUUUAUUAUUGAUGGCUUUGUUUAAAAUCUCCAUUCCUUGUCUGACUAAUGGUUAUGGCUCUUAUUUUCAGCAACUGUUCAAUCAUAUUUCCAGCUUCAAAAGCCAAUUUCUGAACUUAUACCAUAUAUUUCAAGACUAGAAUAUGAUAUCAAUGAGGAAAUAGGUGUCCUUUCCUUUAAGGUUGCUGUUCUGUCCAUGCAUCCGGCAGAUCCCUCUAACUGGAAUAGCUUAUCUAACUGGACUGAUGUGGUGUUUGGCUUCAUUCCUGAUCCGAUUAAUAGUACAACAAAUCCUGUGGCAUUGAGUGUGUUGAAAUUGUCAUUGAUUGAUCUGUUUCUUCAACAGUACAAUUUGACGUUAACGUCCACAAUUUUUGGAGAACCUUCUUCAUUUGAGAUUCUAAAAUAUCCUGGCGGGGUUACUAUAAUUCCAGAGAGAACUCCUUUGCUGUCUUUGCCUCUAGUCAAUUUCACCCUCAAUAGCUCAAUUUAUGAUAUCAAAGAAAAUCUUCCAGUGUUGAAAGAACAACUAAAACUGGGAUUACACCUGACGCCGUAUGAGAUGGUGUACGUACAAGUAACAAACAAGCAUGGCUCAACAAAAGAUCCGCCGGUGAUGGUUGAAGCUUUAGUUGCAUCUGACAUUCCUAUACAGCCAGAGAGAUUAAGACAGCUAGCUCAAAUAAUUACUGGAUCACCCUCUAUGGAAAACCUUGGGCUUGAUCAUUCUGUUUUUGGAAAAGUUAAGGAAAUUAGUUUGUCCUCAUUUCUGAAUCACUCUCUUUACGCACCCGCACCUACACCCACACCCGCACCCGCACCCACACCCACACCCACACCCGCACCCACACCUUCUCAAUCUCCAUCUCCAUCUCCAUCAAUAGAUUAUCACAGUGGACCAUCUAUGGCGCCGUCUUACUCUCCUGGCCUUUCACCCAACUCACACCAUGCCCCAGCACCAUGUCCUACAUGUUAUGCCAAUGAACCUUUACCCAGGCCACAUAAUGCUCCUCAGCAUUCUUUAUCUCCAAAUUCUGGUUCUCCUUCUCCCACACCCAUAGCAGCUCAAGGCUGUCAACAUUGUGGUUCUGAUGAUUCACCAAGUCCUUCUCCAACUUCUCGAAACUUGUCUCCCCAUUCCCCCAGAAAAUCACCCGGAGCAGUGUCAACACCCCAGACUGCACCAACCAGUCCAUCCUAUAUUCAUUCAUCUUACAGUCUGAGUAUCCAAUGCUUAAAUGGACUGCUGACAUUCUUCCUCCUGCUCUGGAUAUCCUAGAUGAGGCCCCCAUGUCAACGAACAGUUUUGGUGGUUGAGAGAGCAACAAAAAAGUGAGUUGGAGUUGAUACUUAACCUUACAGGAUGGCCGUAUACGACCUAACCAUCAAAGGAAACUGGUAGGUCGCCUAGUUGCAGGUUUCCGAAAGAACAAACUGUAAAAUGCACAGGUUCUUUCUGGGAUGUGCAAUUAUGGGAAGUGCGGAAUGUAAUGUUAACAAAAAAAAGGACUAUAGCUAUUUACAUAGUUUUAGUAAAGAAAUGAGAAUUAUCUUCUAACA
Messenger RNA from Salvia hispanica, 2449 nucleotides. The record is from RefSeq and is a predicted model, not a curated record. NCBI's taxonomy places the organism in Eukaryota, Viridiplantae, Streptophyta, Magnoliopsida, Lamiales, Lamiaceae.